UUCAGGACAGCGGAAGUUUCACUGCUUGCAGGCUAAGCUCGCCUCUGGGUUUGGGCUUGCAAGAGAGCUGCAGCUCACACCGGGCAGAUCUUCUGGGCGCCUCCCAGUAGCAACCAGCCAAGCCGAGCCAGCCUGGGUCGCCGCUAAGGUCCCAUCGCUUCAUUCUCUGGGCGGGAGGGAGGAAGCCCUGGGCAAGAGAAUCAUGGAUCUGGAGAACAAAAUGAAAAAGAUGGGGUUAGGUCAUGAGCAAGGAUUUGGUGCUCCCUGCUUAAAAUGCAAGGAUAAAUGUGAAGGAUUUGAGCUACACUUCUGGAGGAAAAUAUGCCGCAACUGCAAGUGUGGUCAGGAGGAACAUGAUGUUUUCAUGAGCAAUGAGGAAGAUCGGAAAGUGGGAAAACUUUUUGAAGAUACCAAAUAUACUACUUUAAUUGCAAAGCUGAAAACAGAUGGGAUUCCCAUGUAUAAACGCAAUGUGAUGAUCUUGACCAAUCCUGUGCCUGCCAAGAAGAAUAUUGCCAUCAAUACAGUUACCUAUGAAUGGGCUCCUCCUGUCCAGAAUCAAGCACUGGCUAGGCGAUACAUGCAGCUGCUUCCCAGGGACAAACAACCUGUGGCUGGCUCUGAGGGGGCCCAGUAUCGGAAGAAGCAAUUAGCUAAGCAGCUCCCUGCUCAUGACCAGGAUCCUUCUAAGUGUCAUGAGCUGACUCCCAAUGAGGUGAAGCAGAUGGAACAGUUUGUGAAGAAAUACAAGAAUGAAGCUCUGGGUGUUGGAGAUGUCAAACUUCCCAGUGAGAUGGAGAUAAAAGCUUUUGACAGAAAUAUACUCGAUGGUGGGUACAGAGGCACUACGGCUGUGGUGGGAGCAAUGGAGGAUAAAUCAACAGAUCAAAAAGAGGACUAUUCCUGCUAUUGCUGCAAGCAGAGCAUGAAAGAAGGCGAUCCCGCAGUUUAUGCUGAGAGAGCUGGAUAUGAUAAAUUUUGGCACCCGGCCUGCUUCGUUUGUAGCACCUGCAAUGAGCUUCUGGUGGACAUGAUCUAUUUUUGGAAGAAUGGGAAGCUGUAUUGUGGCAGGCAUUACUGUGACAGUGAGAAACCUCGGUGUGCUGGGUGUGAUGAGUUGAUAUUCAGCAAUGAAUAUACCCAGGCAGAGAAUCAAAGCUGGCAUCUGAAACAUUUCUGCUGCUUUGACUGUGACACCGUUCUUGCUGGGGAAAUCUAUGUUAUGGUCAAUAACAAGCCCAUAUGCAAGCCUUGCUACGUGAAGAACCAUGCUGUGAUUUGUCAAGGAUGUCAUAAUGCGAUUGAUCCAGAAGUGCAGCGAGUAACUUACAACAAUUUUAAUUGGCAUGCCACUGAAGAGUGCUUUCUCUGUUCCUGUUGCAGCAAAUGUCUGAUUGGUCAGAAAUUUAUCCCAGUAGAAGCGAUGCUUUUCUGUUCAGUAGAAUGUAAAAAGAUGAUGAUGUCUUAAUGAGAAAGCACUAGAUAAUUCUGAGCCAUUGCUAUCUUCCAAAGUGGUCUGCAUUUCUACUGUAAAAUGGAAUUUGGGCAUUUGGAAAAAUAAAAAAGAAAAAACAACUUGGAAUAAGUUGAGAAAUUGUUAUUUCUGUUUCUCUUUCCCCUUUUUCUUUCUCAGUCUUUGCUUUCAUCUUUUAAAAAUUGUAUUAAGCACCUAUUCAGAUCUAAAAAUAGAGGAAAUGCCAUGUUUGACCUCGGAAGGCCAAGUCUUUAUCUCUUUUUUCCCCACCUUUCACUUUUAAUACUGAAAUGAAACAACUUUAAAUAAAGAACAUGUAUGGAUUCUUUCUCGGACCCUUUUUAUUCAGCUUUCUGGUGGCGUGCAAUGAUGAUGUUUUCUGAUAGUGGGGAAGGGGUUGAAGGAUACAAAGUGCUUAUUAAACAAGCAUCUCCAAAAAAAAUUUAUAGCUGUCAUUUAUUUCUAGCCUCUGUGUAUUAUCCCCUGCCCAGUGAUGUAAGGGGACAUAUUGUUUGCUUUGUUGUCUUGCUCAUUAAUUGUUUUCUGUUUGGCACUCCUCAACUUCAUAGCCCUAGUCUGGUCAAAGUUCUUCUAGUCAAUGAUCUGCCCUUGAUCUGUAGAUAUGGGGGAGUGUUGUAUGUGGUACCGAAUCACCCACUUUACAACUCUUUAUAGAUGGGCCUUGAGCUUUUUUUUUAAGGUAUUGCAGUGUGAAUUUAAGAUAUUCAUGUAUAGCAUAUGUUGUCAGUUCUAAGAACAUCUGUGUCUAUAUUUCAAGGUAUACUGUGGAUCCAAGAGAACUUGUGAAAUGUGUUAAUUGCUGUUGGCAGAUUUGGGAUUUGCUAAACCCUUAAUAUGUUUCUCACUUUUUUUCUAAAUGGUAACUAUUCUCUGACAGUUUAUAAUGAUGCUUAUUGGUAUGACUAAUUUCCUUUUCCUCAGAAGACCCCCAUCUUAAUUACAUAUUACAAUCAAUUACAUAGGAUAUUAUUUACAGAAGCAUCCAAAUCAUAGAUACCU
Dromiciops gliroides (monito del monte) is the source of this 2494-nucleotide messenger RNA. RefSeq names its product testin LIM domain protein (gene TES). The record is from RefSeq and is a predicted model, not a curated record. Gene Ontology annotation, molecular function: zinc ion binding. NCBI's taxonomy places the organism in Eukaryota, Metazoa, Chordata, Mammalia, Microbiotheria, Microbiotheriidae. Bases 203 to 1468 code for a protein of 421 amino acids. The transcript has 7 exons.